AUGGAUCUGCUAAUGCUCGUAUCGAGUGUUUUCCGCUCUGACGUCUCGAUAUCCCCGGCCCAGGCGACGUGGUUCGGGGUAGCUGCUGCAGUGGCCGUUGUUGGCGCAACAACCUUGGUUCUCUCAUCCAUUGGCAAGCCCGAGGUGAAAGGCAAGUCCACCACAGAGCUCAGCGGAGGAAAGUUGAAGAAGGAUGAAGUGGCUAACGGCUGGACUAACUACGACAGAUACUUCCAACAAAAUCCUGGCGAAGGAGUCACCGAAAAGAGCCAAGCUCCUCAAUUUGUCGACACAUUUUACAAUCUCGUGACCGACAUUUACGAAUGGGGGUGGGGACAGAGCUUCCAUUUCUCGCCUGCUCUCCCCGGGAAGUCAGAUAGGGAGGCGACGAUCGCUCAUGAGGAGUACAUUGCGACUAUAUUGAAGCUUAAGCCUGGAAUGAAGGUUCUGGACGCGGGAUGCGGAGUCGGCGGACCAAUGCGCGCGAUCGCGGCCAAGUCCGGAGCGAAUGUAACUGGUGUUACUAUUAACGAGUAUCAAGUGGAGCGUGCUCAGCAGCACAAUGCCCGGAGAGGCUUGGACAAGCUGUGCACGGUGGUCCAAGGCAACUUUCUUGAGCUGCCGUUUGAGGAUAACAGCUUUGAUGCUGCUUAUUCUAUCGAGGCUACCUGCCAUGCUCCGAAGCUGACGGACGUUUACGGCGAGAUCUUCCGCGUGCUGAAGCCCGGCCAGCUGUACGCGACGUACGAGUGGGUGAAGACGCACAAGUACGACCCAGACAACAAGGAGCACGUUAAGAUUAUUGACGACAUCUGCUACGGGAACGCGCUUCCGGAGCUUCGAUCUUACAAGGAGAUCGUGGAAGCAGCUGAAGCGGUGGGGUUCGAAGUUAUUGACAACAGGGAUGUCGCAGCUCCUCCUGCUCUCCCCUGGUGGACGCGCCUCAAGAUCGGCCGUAUCGCGUAUGCUCGCAAUCACCUGCUCGUGAAGAUCGUGUCGAUGCUCAACAUUGCUCCCAAGGGACUGUCCUUCGCCUCCUAUACCCGAAACCCCGAACCCUUCGCCCCUUCUCCUGUUCCCCGCCCGCCUACUGCACCAUUUCCCUCCCCCUCCCCCUUCACCAAUCCGCUCGCCCUUUCUCAAUCUCUCUACCCUCUUCAACUUCCCCCUUCUCCCCUCGUUAACCCCACCUCCCUCCUCCACCCCUCCUAUUCCCUCUCCACCCCUCCUCCACCCCUCCUCUUCCCUCUUCCACCCCUCGUCCACCCCUCGUCUUCCCUUCUCCACCCCUUAUCCCGUCCCCCUGUCUCAAAGCUCUUCAUUACUUCUCCAUUCAAUGCUGUUGCCCACACACUCUCUCCAACACUGCCUUCCUCGCAUCUCCUUCUCCAUUCCCUCACCUCGCGCGCCCCUCCUCCUCAUCUUCCUUUGUUUAUGACACUUCUCCCUUCCUUCCUCCUUUAG
Molecule: messenger RNA, 1464 nt
Organism: Closterium sp. NIES-65
Lineage: Eukaryota; Viridiplantae; Streptophyta; Zygnematophyceae; Desmidiales; Closteriaceae
Source: the annotation of a GenBank genome assembly